UUUGUUAUCUCACUCUAUUGGGUCUGUCUUCCCUAUGAUAUGCCCCCUGGCAGCCGUUCUGAGUGCCAAAUUCAUGAGAACGAGAGCAGCAAAAAUCAAAAACGUUAAAUUGUUAUCUGCUUGCCUGAAUAUAAUAAUCCCGUUUCCAGCGCCUCACAGCGCCCGUCCGUCAUCGUUCCCACUCUUAUUCUUUACACAUUUUUUUUUUUUGCCAAUUAUUUAUUCCUUUCGUUCCUCGCCUUCUUCUCUAGCGCCCAUCGCUGUCCUCCCAUCAUUCCUAACGCCCAACUCUUCCUGCAGUGUUUUCUAUCGCCUCUCUUCAUUUUUGCCCCGUCUGUCGAGUAAUUUCGCGCUCUCCACUUUGCAUCUCUUCAACACUCGCACGUAGCGCGAUUUUUUUCUACCCUUAUUUUUUUUUUUCUGCAGCGAACCUUCACUGCACAGCAUGGAAUCAUCACACACCACAGGAAACAGCUCGACAGCAACACCAGGAACAAAGACACGGCCAUCGUCAGGCCUUGUUCCCAACCAUGCGUCCGCAUUCGCCAUGCCAGUACCUACACACCAUGGACUCACAGCCAGCGUCGAUAACACACCUCCAGCUUCGGUAGCAUCCACCUCAGCGAGCGUACCGACCUCAUCCGCAUCCAGCUCACGGGGGACUGACCGGCCGACACAUGUAUCACCUUUUGCGCACUCUCUCAACUCUGGCGAAACCGCAGGUUAUCCACAGUUCAGCACCCGGCUGGCGCAUGAUCAUUUUAACCCCGCACAUUUGCCAAUGACACCUGGAGAGGAAAUGGUUUUCGAUCGCGGUCUUUUGUUUGCUUCUCACCAACCUUCGACACGGUCAGACCCAACGAAUGCCCUCAGGAGCGCACCCUUGCCUGAGGUGCCGGCGAUCGACCGGAGCAGUUCCGAUCCAGAAAACUCUGCGGAACAGAAUCAUUCAGGAAGUCUGCCACGCCAGAUUCGAUCGACACCUAUUCAUAUCCCAGCAAUCCACCAUUCUUCUCCCAUGCCCUCGAAUCGUGCGUCCAUUGUCCAUUCUCAAGGAUUCCCAUCACGCUCGCCUUCGCCCAACCCUUCGACAACCACUCAAGGGUUCGCAAUGUCACAUCCAACGCCCGAAUCGGAUAUUUCUCUGGAUCACCAGGCCAAUGGCGGCACACACCUUCCUUAUACCCGGCCCUCAGCAACGCCCGCAGCCCUCCGGCCGGACUCUGUAUGCUCCUUCCCCGACAGCUCGCCAUUGAUGGCCCCAAAUGUCCUUGCAGCUGUCGAUGCCAGGUUAAAAGAAUCCUCACGCCAGCGAGCCUUGGCUGCCCAGCCCUCUUCAUCCUCUCCCCGCCCACCACGGCCACGGUCUGCGGUCCUAGGAGCCACACACAGUAUUUCGUCCAAUGCCAACUCACCAGCCUCUAGUCUGGCGCCCGUCACAACACAUCUCGCGGUUUUGCAGAACUCGGAAUCCAUCACCAGCAAAGAGGAUCUGUACGACAUCUUGAACAGGGAUGACGACGAUGACGACGUGUUUGGCAGUGACAGUGAGGGUCUAGGGAAGCCCCGGCCGGGUUUCAUCUCCUCUGGUCAUCGAUCUUCGAAAUCGUCGCGUCCGAACUCGAGCUAUUCUUCGUCGAGUGCUGGGGGUGGUGGGAUUGAGCUGAACGCGAAGGGAGAACGACUCCUGGCGGCGUCGCUGCCACGGCCGGUACAGGCCAAGGUCAACAGGGAGGGGUCGAUCAAGGGCUCGAAGAGGAUGGAGCUCGUCUCGGCCGCGAUGGUGACCAAGGAUCAGAAGGAGAACUAUAAUUCCUCCGACUCGGAUUUCGGCGGUCGCAUCCUCAUGGAGAAGAGCGAAUGGUUGAAGCGCAAAAGCAGGACGAGCCGCAAGUGGCGCGGGAUCUGCUGCGUCGUCGGUAUCCUUGCCCUGGUGGGGGUCAUCGCCGGCAUUGUCUUGGGCUUUGUCACGCGCAAGGGCAAGAUCGAUGGUCUUGCUCCACUACCGUACGUUCCUUUUUUGAAUCCUGAAUCCUGAAUAUUUUUUUUUGUGUCUCUAAAAAUGCUGCGAUGCUGUGCCAGUCUAUUUUCGAUUGUCUAACCCUUCAUAAUUUCAUGCAUCCAUUCCAUUCCAUUCCUCCCCCCACUUCCUGG
This is a messenger RNA of Gamsiella multidivaricata, 2154 nucleotides long. RefSeq lists its product as uncharacterized. The record is from RefSeq and is a predicted model, not a curated record. Lineage: Eukaryota; Fungi; Mortierellomycota; Mortierellomycetes; Mortierellales; Mortierellaceae. Bases 446 to 2038 code for a protein of 530 amino acids. The transcript has a single exon.